CCUACCGCCAGCGCCGCUGACCACCUCUGACAUCCAGGAUGCGGCUCUCGUUUAUCCUGGAGCUGCUGCUCAUAUUCCUGCUGCUGGCCUUCGCUGCGUCCAGGUCCAUUGGUCCGAAGCGCCGCCCGGGCCAGAAGCAGGCCGUGGCCCCAGCGCCGGCCCCCGCGGAGGUGGCCACCGGCGACGUGGAGGCGGCUGGGGGCGGCGGGGGCGGAGGGCCCAGCCGCUACUGCUCGUGCGCCAGCCUCGUCUGCAAGUGCUGCCGCGAGUUCGCGCUGCCGCUGCUCCGUGGGCCAGGAUGUGCCCGUAUCCAGUACCUGCAAGGUGAUUCUAUGUUAGUGACCAUGAGCUUUGCCGAUCGGGUCCUACACAACACAACAAUCUCAGGGCGGCGUCCCAAGCCGGUGUGCAUGCCGCUGCCGGGCGGCGUGUCGCGCUUCUGCGGCCGCGUGUACGGCGUGCAGCGCGACGGGGACCAGCAAUUCCGCGCCUGCCUCGGCCUGGAGCUGCGCACCCUCGAGGAUCUGGAGGCGGCCGUGCGCGUCUCCUGCUUCCGCUUCGCGCAGCAGGGCCUCUCGCUGGAGCCCGCGCCGCCACUGCCGCCGCUCCAGCAGGACAACGACGACGACGACGACGACGAUGACGACGACGACGACGACGACGACUACGCACUGGACGACGAUGACGACGACGACGACGACAUAGCGCUCGACGACGAUGACGACGACGACGACGACGACGAUGACGAUGACGACGACGCUUCUGAGAACGACGUAUCCCCCGACUACACAGGUUUCAGCGUCUUAGGCGACGACCUCCUCGGACUGUUCGCCGGCGGCGGAAGCGGAGGCGCCAGCAAGAAGAAGCCCGCUCCAGUCAACACUGCCGCCGCCCCCGGCAAGAACAAGAGGAAGCCGGCGGCGGCGCCUGCCCGGCCCACAAAGACGGCAACGACACCCCGACCCGUACGCAAGGGCGCCGCCUCCUCCACGAUUUCGCCACCGAAGGCGACGGCCGGAGCGCCUGCCAAACCGGUCAAAGCCACCAGACCGAAACCAACCAAGUCCAGACCGGCCGUUCCGAAGCGCCCGGCGACCCGCCGCAACACUACCGCGUCUACAACUCCGCGCGCGAAGCCGACGAGACCGUCGACUACUCCGCUCCCUCCCACACCGUCCACUGCCGCACAGAAGGUGGUGACGUGGUCGAGCGUCGCAGGAACGGGUAACGACCAGAUGGCGUCGUCGACCGCGGCGACGGACAACGCCGCGGAGGAGGCGGAAGCUGUUACGGCGACCGUCACCAGUAUCAGCGUGGUAGAGGUUGUCACCAGCGCCCCGACGCAGGUUAACGCAGCUGGGAAAAGGCCUGCGUCGGAGAAACCGGUAACGGCUGCAGCAGCACCCCCCAAGGAGCCUACCACCCACGAAACUGUCGAAGCGUCACCCGCGACAGAGAGCUCAGAGGAAGAUGUGGAAGAAGAAGGAGAGGAAGAGGCUGCCGAAUCUUCUGACACACCAGAUGAACAGGAUGAAGAGUAUGAUGAUGAUGAUGAUGACGAUGAUGACGAAGAGGAUGACGAGGAAAAGGAUGAAGAGGUUGCAGAAGAAGGAAGUGAAGAACAGCAAGAAGGGGGUGAUAGUGGAGAUGAUAAGAAUGAAGAAGAAGAAGAGGAGGAGAAAAAUGAAGUGACGACACAGCCGCCAGCAUACUCGAAGCCUGCGGAUCCUCUAGGAGAGGCCAGUUCUGAAAUGGAAGCCGUCGGGGAUGAUAAACAAGGAGGAACAGCCAGUGAAGAGAUGACUAUGUUCCCAGAUUCGGAGGAAACUUGGAACACGACUGACAAUCCCGCUGAAGAUCUUAUGAUGAUAGACAGAAAUGUGCACCAAGGAAGUAACAAGAAGAAGAAGCCGACAGACAGUAGCAAUAGCGUACCUGACGGAGAGGAUGACGACGAGGAGGCCGAAGACGAUGAGGAUGACGAAGACGACGAUGGCAAUGACGAUGACGAAGACGAGUUGAGCGACAGUGGUGAGGACCUGGACGACGAAGACGACGACUACGGACUGCGGGUGGAGGACAGCGACGAGGAACAAGGUGCAGACGACGAAGACGACGACGAACUAAGGGGCAGCAAAGUGCUCCCAGUCCCGGCGCUGAGGAGUGGCCGCACUCACCGGCGAAUGCGCCUCAGGCGGUGACCCGGCUAAGACGUGGCUAGCAGUCGGACCUGUUUCUUCGCUCUGGGGCAUCGGGAAAUGCGUCUCACGUGCUGACUGCACUGCUCUACUGACAUACUCUGGACUCCGGUGACCUCAUUUCUUCGAUGCUUUGAAUGAGUACUGAUAGAACCAGCAGACGCUUUCGAAAAGAAUACCCGUGGAUUUUUGCACUCGAUUCAUUAAACCUCUCAUUCAUUAUCUUAUCACAGAUGCCAAAGAUUAGGACUUUUUGUCUGGCCAAUCCAGACACUUAGACCUAUUAUUUUCUAAUCUUUUUGAGCCGUACACAGAUGCCUUUAUUCAGAAAAGUUAGAAAGGGAUAUUGGUAAUGGUGAUAAUGGUGUUACGGGAAAGAUUACGUUACACUUCGUGUUUCACUUCUGGUGUAAUGGUCUGUAACGAACAAUUUCACUCUGCACGUUCUUAGUCCUUCAAACACAUGAUCUUAUUUUACUAAGACCAACUGCAUUUCAUGAGUCACAAGUAACAAGGAUUCCUGCUGACUUUUUCCUGUUUUUCAGACACUAGAAUUGUCCACACUUUGGAAAACAUUCGAAGUGUAACCACUCAAGUGUAACAAUUUUUUUCUACCAUGACAGAGUUUUCGUCUCAGUAUGCACUUUUCCAAAAAACACUUGAGUUUUAAAUUGAAGGUUUCUGCUG
Schistocerca serialis cubense is the source of this 2885-nucleotide messenger RNA. RefSeq names its product nucleolar protein dao-5-like. The transcript is spliced from 4 exons. Bases 39 to 2201 code for a protein of 720 amino acids. The record is from RefSeq and is a predicted model, not a curated record. NCBI's taxonomy places the organism in Eukaryota, Metazoa, Arthropoda, Insecta, Orthoptera, Acrididae.